Messenger RNA from Schistocerca piceifrons (Central American locust), 830 nucleotides. Its product is annotated as kxDL motif-containing protein CG10681. Bases 29 to 553 code for a protein of 174 amino acids. The transcript is spliced from 4 exons. Gene Ontology annotation, biological process: lysosome localization. The record is from RefSeq and is a predicted model, not a curated record. Gene Ontology annotation, cellular component: BORC complex. NCBI's taxonomy places the organism in Eukaryota, Metazoa, Arthropoda, Insecta, Orthoptera, Acrididae.
CAAUGUUUACAUAGUUGUGACUGGCGAUAUGGCGGAAAAUACGCCAGAGAGUGAUCUGGGCAGUAUAGAAUGUUUUCAGAAUUAUACUGCGCCCGAAGUUUUUAUUCAGGGCUUGGCUGGCAUAGUUGAUCAACAGGAUGUUGAAGCAAUGAUUAGAGCUCAGAAACAAAUGUUACAAAGAUUUGAAAAGACAAAUGAAAUGCUGACAAACUGCAAUGCUCUCUCAGUAACUAGACUGAAGUCUGCAGGGUCGGAAUUCAAGAAACAUACGCAGCUGCUGCUGGAGAUGAAAAAAGACUUAGAUAAUAUUUUUAAACGCAUUAGAAUUUUAAAAACUAAAUUGAGUGCUCAGUAUCCGCAGGCUUUUGCAGCUGCAGCUGAACAGCAAACUGCUCAGAAUCAGAACAUAAAUAAGUCUACGUACCUGAAAGAUCCUGAACAUUUACCUGAUGUUGGAAGUUUGUCUGAGCCUGGAGAUACAUGCUCCAGUAGUUUUGCUGACCAUGGUGAGACGAUGAUGAGGAUGAAGAGACACACAGAAGAGAACGGAUAAGGAGAGGCAACAGUUCUUCUACAGAUAGUGCCAAUGGAAACAGUAACAAUGACACAUCACCAUGCACGUCUGAUACAGGAUGAUUUAUGCUAUAUGUUGCAAGAAAUAUUUUUCUAAUGGCUUCAAUCUGUUAACGAGAACAUCUACUCUUUUUGGAUCAAGUCACAUAUUAAAUGUAUAUUCUGUGUUACUGGAGCUAUGAAGAACGAAAGGGCAUUACAUUCUAGUCAAUUUUUAUUGUACAUACUAAAUAAUAUAAUAAAAUGUGUGAAGUUUU